GGUCCGAAAUGCAGUUCUUUGGGUUUCCGUGCCUCGUGAUCUCACCCGACGCUCGACCCUAGCUGUGACCAUUGUGAAAGAUGAUUACACUAAUCGCGAUCUGUUUGCUAGCCUCGACGAUCAUCAAUUUGAGUAUAUGAAGGUGGAUAGCAGUAAAAUAGAGUCAAUACAUUGGGCAGAUGCGUUGAAAUGGGCACAAGAGACACUUAUAUGCAAGGAUAUCUUCAACACUUUAUGCUCCGAUGCUGUACAAUUGAGAAAUCGUUUAUCAACAGUUCGUGACGGUGUGCUUCUUGUCAGGCUAUAUAAUGAAUAUCUUUUGCGGGUGGAGUUGAAAUAUCAUCCUUUCAAAGAGGGCGAACUUGCUGAGGAAGGAUGUCCUUACCUUAACAGAUCUCUGAGGGAAAUGAUGGUCGCGCAAGAAUGUACACGAUGGGUCCGUCCGCAAACGUUUGUGUCGCUGCCGUUGACAACCCUUAGUGAAGCUCUCGAUGCACGUGGUCCAAGAGCAUUUACUGCACGAGAGAUAGAAAGCAGAGCUUAUAAGCCUCAGUUCUUGUUGGAGAAACUGAUCACAGUGGCAUCCCACUAUUCUUUGGUGAAGAUGGCUCGUGAAACGUUGGAGGAAUUUAUGAGCGCGACUCGCGAUCCUCAGAUGCACUGGCGGUGGCUUCGCUGUUCUCCGAUCAGUUCGCAGUUUAUGGUGAUAAUGACAAAUCGAAAUUUCGAUUACGUCGUUGGAAAAGUGACCUAUUACAUCCGAGUGACAGCCGAUGCUAUCAGUUUGAUCUCAAAAGACGGGCACAAUAUGGACUGUUACCGGGAUCCUCAUCAAUUGAUGUAUGCCCUCAAAUAC
This is a messenger RNA of Cylicostephanus goldi, 856 nucleotides long. The record is from the annotation of a GenBank genome assembly. Lineage: Eukaryota; Metazoa; Nematoda; Chromadorea; Rhabditida; Strongylidae.